This is a messenger RNA of Scomber japonicus (chub mackerel), 989 nucleotides long. Its product is annotated as immediate early response gene 5-like protein. Lineage: Eukaryota; Metazoa; Chordata; Actinopteri; Scombriformes; Scombridae. Bases 42 to 920 code for a protein of 292 amino acids. The transcript has a single exon. The record is from RefSeq and is a predicted model, not a curated record.
UUUGAGAGACUGAAAGGCAAGAAAGGGUGGCCCGGUUGAGGAUGGAGUGUGCAUUUGACGCACAGAAUCUGAUCUCCAUUUCUUUGAGGAAAAUCCAAAGCUCCAGGACGCAGAGAGGAGGCAUCAAGCUCCACAAGAACUUACUGGUAACGUACGUUCUGAGAAACGCCAGGCAGUUUUAUAUGAGCAAAAACUUGUCGCAAACGCAGAGGACGCAUCAGUAUGAGGAUGUAGCUGCCGUCCGUGAAAAGCAAGAAUACCUUGAAUUGACUGGAAGCUUUACGGAGUUGGCCGAUGACUUCUACUGCAACUUUACUGGGGUUGAGUCGGACACUUGGCACUGCGGAGCGCACCAGCCCAACGGCCAGCCUGCAGAGCUGGCGCACCAAGACGCAUCUGCCUGCGCAAUGGUUUCUCCAAGUGACUCUGAGCUCAUGGUUUCGGCAGCCUGUUGGAAUUGUGCAGACAAAUCCUCCUGGGAGUUACCUAUCCCAAACACACAAGCCAACCAAAAGACUGUCCUGGACUUGGACACGCAUGUUGUGACUACUGUCACGAAUGGAUACUUCCACUCAGACUGUUGCGCGCAGCCAAAACAGCCGCAGGGCGCGCAGUGCUACACUAAAAAGCGAAAGAUGGACACAAGUUAUCAUAUUGUUGAUCCAGAGUUUUAUUUACCAGACUUUGGGCCAGUGCCAUGUAAAAGGAUGAGGACUGAUGAUGAUUCACACUCAGACUCGGACCAAUUGGACACCACAAACAUCUCCAACCUGAUCUCGGUGCUGGGUUCAGGUGGACUGUCUGAGUUUGUGGGUUGGCAGCAGACGGACCUUGAGCAAAUAUUCGCCGUUCAAACAAUUUGUUUAAAACAUACACUGUUAACAGGCAGCGGUUGGACCAGAGCAAUCGAAGCAUUUUGACUUGUAUGACUGUUUUUUCUUUGUAUCGUUUUAUUUUAUUGCUUUCAAAUAAACCUCGACACGACUGCA